GCUGACUGGCUGCAAACAACUCAUGCCACCAGAUUUGAUUAAUUCUCCACAGAAGAAGACUUUAAAUACGGCAACUAACAAUAAGAAUUCUCAGACUGACAAAAAUGGAAUUUUACCCAAGACGAAGGCUUCAAAUAAGGCUGACAGGAACAAUACUUCUCCCGGAAAGAAAAUUGGUAUAAAAAUAAAAGAAGAAAUGUUGGAGGUCAAUAACUUUGCAAAAAAUGUUUCUUCAAAAAAACAACAAAAUUUGCCUCAAAAAGAAUCUUUGGUUCAAGAAACAACGAAAAAAAUAACCAAAAAACGCAAAUUAAUUAAUAUUAAAGAAGAAAAUGAUAGCAGUUUAAAUCAUUCCCCUAAUAUUAAUAAUGCUGCUGCUAAUGAGUUUAAUCCGUUGGAUAAUAUUCUUAAUGAAAUUGAUGCUUUUGAUACUUCAAAUAAACCAAAAACCAAGAAGAAACGAGAAAAGUUGAUUAAAAUAGAAUCUACAAGCGAUGUCGAAUCUGGAAAUGCACCAUGUUCUAGUCAACAAUUACCACCACCUGUUACUCCAUUUCCGUCUUCUGUUACUAAUAGGCCUCUAAAUAGAAUUGAACUUGCAAGGCAGGAACAUGAUAAUAGUAUGGUCCAAACUUUUUUACAUAAAGAUGAUUUAAUGGAAAGAAUUUUGGCUUAUAAAAUGUUAAGAGGAAAAGUUGAAUCUUAUUUAACGAUGAAAGCAAAAAUUGAUCUUAAUACUUGUAUUACGCCUGAAUAUGAGAUCAGGCCAGAUUUAGUAGAACCAGUUUCUGAUCGUUUACAUCCAAAAUUGGAAACAUUGAUUAAACAAGAACAAACUGAAGCAAUAAAAGAAGUGGAAGAAAAUCCUCCUCUUCCUCCACCUUUUCCUCCUCCACCUUUAUUCGAUUCUUCAUCAUCUUUUAUUCCUCCACCGCCUCCUUCUUUAAUUCCUUCUGAAGCUGCUAUUUCACAGGCCUUACACGGUCCAAUGACCCCACCAGGUUCUCCCGGAACUAAUCAGAGUUCUUUAUCUGCUACUGGGAAUAACCACCAACAACAAAAGAAUCAUCAACAAGAAAUAUUUCCUUGUAAAACAGGGGCAUACAUUUUUGGAUCAUGCCAUUGUUAG
This is a messenger RNA of Meloidogyne enterolobii, 1129 nucleotides long. The record is from the annotation of a GenBank genome assembly. NCBI's taxonomy places the organism in Eukaryota, Metazoa, Nematoda, Chromadorea, Rhabditida, Meloidogynidae.